CAGGCCUCUUAGGUCUCCGAAGGAAGCAUCCCGAAGCCAGCUGGUCUGGCUUUGGGGUAAAUCAAUGGACAGAGUGAAACAAAGGCUGCCGAAAGAAGAGGAAGUGUUGUAGACAGACGCAGAGGAAGAAAGGAGUGGGGGAGUCGAGAUUGGAACAGCAGGUUCUGUGAACAACAAGGUGAAACAGGUUGUGGUGUUGAAAAGCACGUUGCGAAGAAGAAAGACUGUAUACAAGAAGAGAGGCUGUUGCACGAUGUGCUAGGACAGCGCGGGAACAAAAUCGUGUUGUUUGUCUGAUAUUGUUGAGGUGUCAGAGAGACCAGAAAGGAAGCAGCCAUGGGGCGGAAGAAGAUACAGAUCACCAGGAUCAUGGAUGAGAGGAACAGGCAGGUCACCUUCACAAAGAGGAAGUUCGGCCUGAUGAAAAAGGCCUACGAGCUGAGCGUUCUGUGCGACUGUGAGAUAGCCCUCAUCAUUUUCAACAGCUCUAACAAACUGUUCCAGUAUGCCAGCACAGACAUGGACAAAGUGUUGCUGAAAUACACAGAGUACAACGAGCCCCACGAGAGCAGAACCAACUCUGACAUUGUAGAGGCGCUAAACAAGAAAGAACACAGAGGUUGUGAUAGCCCGGACCCCGAUGCCUCAUAUGUCCUCACUCCUCACACAGAAGAAAAGUAUAAAAAAAUUAAUGAGGAGUUUGAUAAUAUGAUGAGAAAUCAUAAAAUCCCCUCAGCAUUGCCUCAGCAGAACUUCUCCAUGCAUGUGGCAGUGCCUGUGUCCAAUCCCAAUGCCAUGUACCAGCCAGGAGGGAGUCUGGGCAGCCAGGCCCUGGCAGCAGCCGCUGCCUCCCUGAGUGACAGUGGGAUGCUGUCCCCUCCACAGGCCUCCCUGCACAGGAACGUGGGCUCAAGUGGAGGACCGCAGAGGCCCACCAGUGCAGGUGGCAUGCUGGAUAACACAGACCUUUCACUGCCAAGUGGUGUGGGCUCCAGCCCAGCGGGGAACGGUUUUGUUAACCCCAGGGGCUCCCCGGGCGUCCUCAGCACCCCCAGCGGCAACGGCCUGGGUAAAGUCAUGCCCACCAAGUCUCCACCACCACCUGGAGGGAACAUGGGGAUGGGAGGCCGCAAGCCAGACCUGAGGGUCGUUAUCCCUGCAUCUAGCAAAGGGAUGAUGCCCCCGCUGUCGGAGGAGGAGGAAAUGGAUUUGAACACCCAGAGGAUAAGCGGCUCCCAGCCACUGGCCACUCCGGUGGUGUCUGUCACCACCCCGAGCCUGCCCCCACAGGGCCUGCUCUACUCCGGCAUGCCCACCUCCUACAACCCAGCUGAGUUCUCCCUGAGCAGCGCCGAGAUCUCUUCCCUACAGGGCUUCGGCUCUCCUGGGCUCUCAUUGGGCUCCAUGUCGGCAUGGCAACAGCAUCAACUGGGCCAGGCAGCUCUUAAUUCUUUGGUGGGUGGAGGUCACCUACCUCAGGGCUCCAACCUCUCCAUCAACACCAGCCAGAGCAUCAACAUCAAGUCCGAGCCCAUUUCGCCGCCACGGGAGCGCGUCGCCGCCUCUGGCUUCCCGCCCCAGCAGCCGCAGCAAGGCUCCAGCCGGCAGGAAGUCCUGGGACGUUCGCCCGCUGACAGCCUCAGCUCCUCCUGUAGCUCUUACGACGGCAGCGAUCGCGAGGACCACCGGCCGGACUUCCACUCCCCGCACGGGCUGGGCAGGCCCCCCGCUGGCUCCGAGGACCGGGAGAGCCCCUCGGUCAAGCGCUUGCGCAUUGACACCUGGGUGACAUAAAGAGCCCCGCCGAAGCCUCCAGUCACCAGCCAGUCGGAGAGGGGGGGGAGGGGUUAGACGUGGAGAUAAAAUAAAGAGCGAGGGUCCUUAAAGCUAUUAGUAAGAUACUAUUAUUCAAGUCUAUUUCAAUUUGUAAGAUGGCCGAGUGGCAAAUAUUAUGAGACGUGUCAGGACAUAUCUAGUGAAGUAAAUCCUCAAACUGAUACAGAGAGAAUACAGGAAUCUCAGUUCGCUGGACUGAAGGAUAUGCACAAGCAGGUGGCGUCAGGUACUUGGUGCAAUUCAGAUGAGAGAUGUUCAAAGCAAAAUGGUUAAACAAUAAGGCGGUAGAUUAUUGUAGUCACUGGUCUAGUCAGACACUUACAUGUAGUUGCUGUAUUGCUGUUGUGCUCGCAAGUUGCAAUCAAUCAGAAAAAGUUGUGUUGCUUUCCGGCUGAGGACCCGUACAUAUGACGUUCACUGCAGAACUAUCUUUUAAAUCCUGCUGUAACCACACAAGAGCUUUAUCUCAAGUGGCCUCUUGUAAAGUUAGUGAUUCAGGAGACGCAGAACACAGAGUUAAUUAAGUCUAUAAAGAAUUUGGAUGACAGUAAAUAACAACAGUUGAGACUACUUUAGUGGACAAAUAAGGAAAUACACUUUUUUACUGCAGGUAAAAAACAAAAUAGCAGCUGACUUUAUUGCAAUAAUGACAUACUAUUCAUUUUAUGAUUCAAAAGAGUAGGAUAUAUAAAUGUGUAAUUAAGAUAAUGCGAACCUGUCCAGUUGAGCUGGUGAGAAAAUCAACAGUUCAUCAGUAAUAUAAGCCAAAGCUGUUCUUUUGUGUUGUUUUGUACAGUUGCUACGGUUUCCUAAAAAGUCACUCAAAGCACCAUUUCUGUCAUCGGUUUUAUUUUUUAUUGUGCUUUAUUGCAAACCGUGUAGUUGUAUGAACCAGAUCUUGAAUCGAUAUCUAAAGCCAUGAACAUUUGCUGUUCUGUCUGUAUAAUUAAUAAUUUGAGCCAAACAUUUUUUGUUGUUGUGUAUAUAGCGACUUUAAUAUAUAUCACCGGGGUGUGAGUACUUACUGAAUGUACUGUACCAACACCGUUUUCAAGAAAAGUAUAUUUUUGUGGAUUUCAGCCAAGUUUACAAGAGUAGACCCUUAAAAAGUAGAUCAUUCACUGGUCAAUAUUUGCUAUUUCGUUCAUUUUACUGUAAUCUCUUCUAAAUUGAAUUAUCAACAUAAUCUCCCAUGUGGUCAAUUAUUUUUUUCCUCUCUUUAUUAGUGAUGACUGUUUGUCCUGAAUUCAUUGUACUAGCAGUGCUUUUAGGUUGAAGUUCCACUAUUUUCUAACGGGUGAUCACAAGGCCGGAGGGGGAGAAAGAGGGUUUCCUCCCUCUUAUUGUAGUUGAAUACCAGCAGCUGCUGAAGAAUGCACUGCCAACAUUCAAACCCACGGUCCCCGCCCCACACUGAAGAAUAAUCCAUUGUUAUUGCAUGCAGCUCAACUGAAAGACAUGUCAUCUCUCAAGCCCCUUUCCACUGUCUUGUGUUGGUUCGCUGAAUUAAGGCAGAAGACAAACGGUGGCAGCGGUGGCCGCUGACCUUCGCUCCAAACCGAUCAUGCCCGUGCUAAGACGCGUACGUGGUUGUAAAUAUUGCAGUCAGUCGUUAUGUGCAAAAUUACUCGUGUGUUUCCUUAAUUGGCCCCACCCGGAAAUUGUAUCUCAUAUCAAUGCCCUACCAGUAAGACGACUCUAGGCCUUCGGAGCUGGAAAAGUGACAACUGGGUGGCGCGAAGUCACGUGCGCAGGUGUUGCAACGUUUUUUGGCACACCGUGCAGAGACUCUUCUUCUUCUUCAUCGUCACAGGAGCAGAUAAUCCAAGCGGAUAAAUCGGAAACACUCCCAAUGUCAUUGACCCCAAUCUCACUGCUCGAUUGCACACAUUUGUAUGUGAAGUUUGCUGUACGCGAAAGGUAUCGCUCCGCAUUCACCGUGACGUCUCUUGGGCGUGUGUUUCUGAGGUUUCUCCGCCCCACCGUCAGCUCCACAGUAGUCCUCGAUAUACAACCGCAAGGAUCUAUGCAGUUUUAGCCCCAAUUCAUAACACAUAUGCAUACGCUAUGAUGUCAUUACAGGCCAUAUUUAGGCCACAAAAUCGUCAGGAAGAAGAGCAUUUUAGGAUUGACUGUUAGCCUCUUAUCCUGAAGUGCCACAGGUGGCUGGACUACAAGUUACAUCUAAAACAUUAGAUUAAAUGAUUUAUUUGGAUACCCCGGGGCAAUUUCUUCAUGUUCAUAUACAUAGACAUACUUUACAUAAUAUGUAGUGAUCCAUAAUGUAAACCCAGUUUAACAAAGCAGGUGAAAAUAGCAAUAAUAAAAGACUACAACAAAAUGAGUCUGCCCGUCUUGGCAGCACCACCUCGUAGUUGAGCACACACUUUAGCACUUGAUGACAUAUCAGGGAGUUUUGUAGUUUGUUGAUCUAUAUGCACAGUUAGGAAAUGCCUUAUCCCAAAGAAAAACUAUAUUCACCAUUUUUAUUUCAUUUUUUAGACAAUACAAAUAUCACGCAAACUUAACCGGACCUGCCUCUCCUCAGAACCGACCCGCCUAAGAAAAUGCACGGUGAAUGUACGGCGAUACGUUUCCCUUUGCACUUUUGGUCCACGUCCAAACUGUGCACAACUGAUGAAUGUGAAAGGAAAGGGUAAUCAAUGAGGACUUUCUUCACUUUGCUGUGUAAAAGUACACUGCUUUGCUUCAUGGCUUUUAUAAACAGAACUAUGUGUUUGGUAAGUGUUUGUAGUUGAUAGUUCACUUAAUUAAAGAAGCUGUUUUCGGUUUGAUUGCUCAGACCGUUUGGCGGCACAAGCUGGACUUUGUUGCCAAUAUUGAAAUAAUUUGUUUCAAAAUUGAAAGAAAUUUAAAAGUUCUAAACAUUUUCUUUCCCUUGAAUGUGUUUUAUUUUCAUCAUACAAAUAAAUAUUCAAGUGAACUUUUUAUUAAACAAUUAAUAUACUAGAUAUUGUUGUACAAAAUUUGUAUUCUUCACAAAAGUACAAAUAUUGGCUUUUAAUGUGUAAUUUAGGUUAUCUCUCAUUCUGUAUAAAAUGAAGUAAACAACUCUUGCAUAGAAUUUGUUCUUCUGUAAAGUCCCUAACAGUAGAAAACUGUCAACUUUAUUAAACACCUCAGUGUAUGCUCAAUCUGAA
Molecule: messenger RNA, 4997 nt
Organism: Gasterosteus aculeatus aculeatus (three-spined stickleback)
Lineage: Eukaryota; Metazoa; Chordata; Actinopteri; Perciformes; Gasterosteidae
Gene: mef2aa
Product: myocyte enhancer factor 2aa
Biological process (GO): positive regulation of transcription by RNA polymerase II; cell differentiation
Molecular function (GO): DNA-binding transcription factor activity, RNA polymerase II-specific; protein dimerization activity; RNA polymerase II cis-regulatory region sequence-specific DNA binding
Source: RefSeq, a predicted model, not a curated record